GGUAAGCAUCUGGCGGGGGGUGGGUUCCAUGCGGUUCGAUUGCGAGCAAUGCAUCAAGUGAGACAAACAGCAAAGCAAGGACAAGCAUACCUGAGGGAACGGGGUAAGACCUUGUUUGACAGCGGGGUUGAAUCCGCCUGGUCAGUGAAGACAGCAGCGAGCGAGAGGGACGUCGAUAGGAACCAGAAAGGCGCGAGGGGAUGAAGAAGAAUGGGGGGAAUUUUAUUGGGUUGGCAGACCGGCCAAGAUCCACCGGAGUCGCAAUUGAGUCGUUGACUCACUCGUUUUUUUCCGCCCUUCGUAUUAUUUUGCCCGUUCCCGCUCCGAUGUCGUCGCGCCCGCCCUGCAGUUCACCCUCCAGUGCCUCCACCGGAGUAACUUCAGGGCCUGCAAUGGCCACUCAAUCUGAUGAUGAGCUGACUCUCGUGUUACCUUCUCGACGAUCCAGUAAAAACCGCAGGAUCACGUCAAGCUGUCCAAUAUUUACAAAUCCGCGAAUCCUCCGGGCGGGUGAGCCUUCACGAUGCCCAGACUCCCCGGAUCCGAACCACCUGAGGCAUCUAGAGGUCUACAGUUACAUGGUUGGGGCAUUCUUCGUUCGCAUCGCGCGCGAGUCUUUUCAUUGAUGUACAAAUCAAUCCCAGAAUUAUCCAAUUGAACGCCGUCCCGUUGGCCUUUUCUCCAGCCCCCCUCACAUAGUCAUAGAGAACAGACAACUCUCACGAA
Molecule: messenger RNA, 726 nt
Organism: Aspergillus ibericus CBS 121593
Lineage: Eukaryota; Fungi; Ascomycota; Eurotiomycetes; Eurotiales; Aspergillaceae
Exons: 1
Coding region: 201-626 (141 amino acids)
Source: RefSeq, a predicted model, not a curated record